AUGGCGCCGGGCGAGAGAGAACCCAAUUCAGAUCGAGAGCUUGUGCUCAAAAGCCACCGGCACCAUCAUUCCAUGUCUGAAGCAAGCCGCCCCCAUAUCCCGAUGUGGGAUAGUGCUGACCCCGAGAGAGCACCGCCGCCGCUUCCGUUAAACCCGGGGUCAAACAGCCCAGCAACAAGAGCCAACAUUUCUGCAUCUAUACAAGCGGCUGCCACCGCGUUGGUAGAAAAGAGCCAUGACAGCACGCCCAGCACAUACACAGUAAACCCCAUGCCGUUGAAGCCUUCGGCGGAGAAAUCGCUCAUCAAAGGUCAAUAUCAUAAACGAAUGCAAUCAUAUCACAAUGCCACAACAAAUAGCCGUGAAUUUGCAUCUUAUCUCGAGAGAAGAUCGCCGGAAAAACCACUUCGUGCGAACGUAUAUGACCAAGAAGUAAAGACUCCGGAAAAGAAUCCACCUCGAUCCAGUACGGCAACGCCCCCGGGAAGAGAAUCUCCUACCCAUCGGCCGGCCAGUCGAUAUUUGUCCAAGCCAAUCCUGGGGGAAAACACACCGCCCUCUGCCACAAUGCUUGCGCUUCAAAAUAUGCAAGUGCCUAUUGACAUUGAUCUUCCCGCGUCAGCCUUGUCAAAUACCACCAACAGUGUCGCUAAACAACAGCAGCCGCCGCAGCAAGCCCCACAGAGCAUUGAAGCCCUUUCUGCCCAAAUAAUUAGUUUAACUGGCAUUGCUACAUCCUUGCAACAAGAAAUGGCGCAGCUCAGCCGCAGGAGUAAGGAUAAUGCGACCGAUCUUGUGAGCCUCAAGGCUGCCACCAACGCAAGAGAUGAAGACAUUCGGAAAAGCUUGAAAGAGCUAGCGACGAAUUUGUCUGCCAAAUUGCUGGAAGAAUCUGGAAGUCGCUCAUAUAUGAAUGCUGGGGCAGGCCCCUUUAUGAUUGAAAACAAAGACGCAUCUCCAGGCUCGAGAAAAAGCUACACGUUACCGCGUAUUCCAAGUCCAAAUAGCUUUGCCAUCGCGAUGGAAAGAGAGCUUGCAGGCUCACCCGCUAUAUCCACAGAUGGGUCCGCAAGCAUCGCACUUCUCGAGAAAGUUUUGAGGGAGAUGGCGACGAAAGAAGGGCAGGAGCAGCUGUUGCAACUUGUUGAAGGAAUGAAGUCAAAUUCUACCGACAAAAGUACAGAUGGGCCUAUGCUUACAAUGUUGGAGGAAAUUCUAAAUGUUGUGAAGGAAAGCUCUAAUAGCCGGGCUCUGGUAAAAUCGAAGUCUAGGGGUUCGGUUGAUGGGGAUUUAUCCGACCCUUUUGUAAACACUGACCCAAGGGGCGAUUCACCAGAGCCGUCUCCAUCCAAAGCAGAAGAUAUCCUCAACGUUUUAAAGCGGGUCAAGGCCAGCGUGUCGGAAGGUGGGGGAAUUACCAAUGAAGUCAAGGCGCUUGUUCGAGAACUACGCGGCGAGGUUUUGGGCAUGGGCAGGGAGAUUGCUCGAAAGCUCGAAGAGGCCGAGACACGCCAACCCGCAAAUGACACCGAGUUGGUUGUACCAAGCAAAGAGGAGAUUGAACACAUUGUCGAAGAGGGCUUGGUUCAGCUACGGAAACAGAUGGAACAGCUGAUAUCCGAAAGCCGUCAAGAACCAGCACCACCGGUCGUAAACUGUGGCUUGAGUAACGAAGAAAUUUAUUCGGCAUGUCAAAAAGCAGUGGAAGAAAGUUCUUUUGCCAAUCAACCUCCGCCUGAACCAGCGAAGCCUGGAAUUCAGAGAGAAGAAAUUCUUGAGGCGGUUAGGGAAGCUUGGGAAACUUACAAGCCUGAAAUAGAACUCCAAAAUUUUGGGCUCGAAAGAGAAGAAAUAUUGGAGUGUUUGACGGAGGGGCUCAAAGAAUACCAGCCCCAAAAAGAGGCCGUUGAACCGGGCGCCACUUACGAACAAGUUGUGGAGGCCAUCAAUAUUGCUCUUCAAGACUUCAAUCCACCACGCGUGGAGCCGGAUAUAUGCUCUAUUCGUGACGACCUUGUUAAUGCUGUGCGUGAAUGUCUGGAGAGCUUCGAGUGGCCAGUUCCUCCAGCAGUUUUCGAAAGAGAAGCACUGUCACGAGAGGAUAUCUUGAUAGCUGUUAAAGAAGCCUUUGAGAGUCGAGAACCCAUCGCAAAAGAGCCCGAAAUCAGCCGAGAGGAUGUCUUUGAAGCUGUUCGAACUGGUUUUCACGACGCGUCUAAUUCGGUCGGUGAUAACUUCGGCGGUCAAGUAAUUGAGCAUUUCAAUGGAGUAAUCACGGAGAUGAAAGAAGAGUUUAAAGAGUACUCCGCAGCAAAUGGCAGAGACACGGAACAGGUGCUCGAUGCCAUUAAAGACGGCCUUGAAGUGUUGCGCGGAGAGAUUGAAUCAUAUGUUGACCGGGCGGCAGAUGUCACUGGCAAAGACGAAAUAAUUGACACAGUGAAGGACGGAUUUCGACUUCUACAAGGCGACUUAGAAAAGACAAUCGCAGAAUCUUCAGCGGGUCGACCAACCGACACUGUCGAGUUAUUGGAUGCUAUGGAAAAGGAAUUCGAACACCUCCGCCAGACACUUAGCGGCCUUCUUAUCCGAAGUAAUGUUUCCAGUGAAAAAGAUGAGAUUCUUGAUGCGAUUCGUGAUAUCACAGAAGGGGAUCAUUUCAAGAAAGACAAUCCUGAGCUAACAAAUACAAUCCAAGAGGAAUUUGGGCACUUGCGAGACACUCUCAGCAUGGCUAUCGUGAGGGCAGAUCCAACAACGGAGAAGGAUGAGAUCAUAUCUGCCAUGAAGGAAAGCCUCGAGACUUUGCUUGGUGAAUACACCCAGAAGAAAGACAAUGAGAGCAUCCUAUCUAACACGAGCGAGCUCCUCGACGCGUUCCAUGACGGAGUUGAUGCCCUUCGGUCUGAUAUGGACAAGAUAUUGAACAAAACUUCAGACACCAGCUUCAAUGAUGAACUGUUCGAGACACUUAAAGACGGAUUGUCAAACAUUAGGGCGGAAAUUGAGGAGCUCCGUGAGUUCCAGAAGGAAGAAAAUGAAAGCAAUGCUGCACGAGGCAAGGAGUUGAUGCUGAAGAAAGAGUCGUCAAUUGGCGCCGAUAUUGAGAGCCUCAAGGCAUUGGUUAUUCAGUUGCAAAUUAAAGUGGACUCCAUCGACCAAACGCCUAAAACCCCUGAAAUAGAUCCAAACAUCGCCAAAAAAGAGGAUUUGACAGAAAUGCUCGACGCUGUCAAAGAGAUGCAGGGCCUUGUUUCGGAAAUUGGUUCUCGUGAAAAUCCAAUGGAUGGCGCAGCAAUGAAAGAAGAUGUUGAAGCUGUCGGAUUGCUUGUUGACAAUAUCAAAUUGCGCCUAGACGAGAUGUCUACCUCAACAAACGCUAGUUUUGUCACUGCUGAACGUGUGGAAGGCUUGGAAGUCCUUACAAAGGAACUUAAGGAGCUAAUCAGCGGAUUUGUCACGCACGUGGAAAAAGAAGCACCUACAAAGGCCGAAGUCACCAAUCUAGAGACCGUUUUGAAAGACAUCUGGACAGUCGUAGAAGAAAUUAAGAGCUCAUCAUCAAAGGAGCCCGAGGAUGACUCUGCAAAAAUCAACAAGGAGGACUUCCAGAAUCUGGAAACCCUGAUGUUCGAGAUUAAAGCCCAGCUAGAUGACUUCGUCCUUCCAGAUGUGGAGACACUACCCACUAAAGAUGAGCUCAGUCUACUCACGUCCUUAGUAAAUGAGUUCAAAGAAAAGGUAGAGGCUGAAAAUCAAAUGACAGCGCAAGCGUUUGAGGCCCGCAAAGUAGAGCACGGAGGUAUUGCUGAGAAAAUUGAAGACGCAAAGGCUUUGAUCAGUGGACUCCGCGACGAGAUUAGGGAAAAGCUCGCUGAAAGUGACCAGAGUUUUAGUGAUAUUAAAACGAUGGUCUUGGGCUUCAACGAUGCGGCUGAGGAGUUGGCUAAAGCAGAAACAAUUAAAGAGCUUUCCGACCUUGUGACUCGUGAAUUUGAACGGUCUCAUGGGGACCGUGAAGCAGUCAAAAUGGAAUGGGAGGAAAAGCACAGUGAAUUGCUGGCGAAGCAGGAAGACGGCAAGGGUGCUAUCCUCUCAGACCUGGGCGCGAAACUCGACGAAAAAUUUGCUGAAGUUAUUGCGAAAUAUGACGAUGCUCAAACUUCCUUAGAAGAUAAAUUUUCUUCCACCGAGGAAAGGGACGUGCAGGCGCUUGAGUCACUCACUGGCACAAAGAACCUUGUCGAAGAUAUCAAGGCUGUCAUAGAUGGCUUGGGAACCACUUUGACGGAAGCAUGCGACAGGAUGAGUGACGACGCAAAAACAUUUUUCGAACGAGUGGAUCAGUCGUUUUCAAAAGUUGACGAAUUGCACUCUGAUGUAAAGAUGCAGCAUGAAGAUAUAAAGAGCCAGUUUGAACAAGCCUUCGCAGCAACUGAUCGAUUGGAGCGCCAUGCCGCAGAUUCUCACCCCGAGCUUCUGAGCUCUCUCAAAGGAAUAUUAGAUAUCGUUGGCCAGCACUACGAGCAUUCUCAAAAAGCGACCGCAGAGAUCAAGACUGAUCUUUCAACAAUACCUCAGGCAAUUACUCCGCUUUUGCCCAUGCUGGCAUUGCCAGCUCCAGAGGAACCUAAAGAAGAGCCAAUGUACGAGAAAUAUGACGACACCACGGUGCAAGAGAAGUUGGAUACACUCCUUUCCAAAGAAAAUCCGCAAUGUGAGAAGUACAAUGAUUCACAAAUCCAAGAGAAGUUGGAUGCGCUGCUCCUGAAGGAUAUCCCAGAACCGGAGAGGUAUGACGAUGGUCCAGUACAUGCGAAACUGGAUGAAAUUCUCGGCAAGGAGCUUCCACAAUGCGAAAAGUAUGACGAUUCACAAGUUCAAGAAAAACUAGAUGCACUUAUUCUUAAGGACUUUCCAGAAGUGGAGAAGUACGACGAUACGCAGGUACAUGAGAAGUUGGAUGCCAUUCUCGCAAAAGAGCAGCCACAGGCAGAGGUGUACGAUGACUCGAAGGUACAUGACAAACUUGACACGCUGUUAAAGGAAUCGAACGCAACAACCGAAUCUAUUGCGAGAAUCGACAAGCUCGAUGAAAUUCACGAGCGUCUCACAAGCAUGGCAAAGGAGGUCGGCGAAUUAAUGGCGACGCAGUCAAAGAUCAUUACCGAGGAGCACGAGAGCAAGAAGAAGGAGGCAAUAGAAACGGCAAUCGCUUUGGAAAAGAGAUUGGCCCAAAAGGAGAAAGUCGAGGCCGAGGUUGUCACACUUAAUGAAGAGAAAGAAAUCCUCCUCGAGUCGAUGAGACUGCUUAGAAAAGACAACGAUGAACUUUCGAAAGAGAACGUCAGACUGGCCAAAGAAGUAGCAGGCCUAGAGACAGCCUUGCGCAUCCGCCGUGAAGAAGUUCAGCUUAUGGAGAGUCGCGCCGAAGAUCUCGAACGUAGAAUCGUUGAAGGCGUUUUGGAUCAUGCUCGAAGCCAACUCCUUGGUCGAUCUAUACCUCUUGAUAUGGCGAACAUGAAACGCGUUCCAAGCUCUGCGAGUACAGUGACCCGGCGCAGUACUGCUAGUACGUCCACGAAAGACAGUGGGAUUCUAGGAAGUGGUGUCAAUGUAGCGCUGAAACGACGACCGCCUUUGAGAUCGAAAGCCUCAUCCACCUUAUCCUCGAGUUCGGGGAACGAGAGGAGGAUCCUCAGUCUCAAUCAUGUCUCAGGAAAUCGUGGACCUAAAGACCGACAGUCUUUGCCACAAACUAGCAGUGGUGGCCUGUCUAAUCUCAAGAGAAGUCAUUCUGUUAAAUCCACCUUUCCAUUUCGCAAAGCCUCUUGGGAUACAACAAGUUUCAUGGCAAAUAAAGAAAAUGAAGUUGUAAAGGAAGAGGAUGAGACAUCUGUUGCUGAUGAAAGUGAUACUGGAACAGAGAGAAGAACGAGCUAUUCAAGUAUCCGCGAGGAUGAUCUGUCCUCAAUAAAUGGCAGUAUUUUCUCAGCUGAUCGAAAGAUUAGCUGCAGCUCGACCAACGCUCUCGUUUCAGCGCAACAAGGGGCGUUCGUUGAGGAAGCAAAUAGCGGUGAUAAAAUAGAUUCAAAAGGGGAUACAAUCGAAGACGAGGGUGAAGAGCAAAGCGUGCUAGAGCCCGAUUCUGGAGAUGAAGAUGGUGUCGAUGGGCUGGCGGAGGUGAACGAGAAUGAACUAGUUCGAUAUGCCCAGGGUACUGAUAGCGGUAUCGGGGCGGACCUAGCAGAAAAUGGGGCGAAGGAGUCGGUUACUGCGUAG
Molecule: messenger RNA, 6282 nt
Organism: Ophidiomyces ophidiicola
Lineage: Eukaryota; Fungi; Ascomycota; Eurotiomycetes; Onygenales; Onygenaceae
Exons: 2
Coding region: 1-6282 (2093 amino acids)
Source: RefSeq, a predicted model, not a curated record